AUGGUCAUCGGUGGUGGCGACGACACAACAAUCAACCAUGUAAAGUUCACCACCACAGAUAAACUCAAAUGGUCAAUCACUCAUGAACGAUAUGAGGAUCUCGAAGAUAGUAUCGUCUUUGAUAAGUUGGAUGCCAGCGGUUUGUCUUUCCCUCACUACGAUACUCUUGUUAUCACUUUACGUAUUGCAAAUACUGAUGUGAAAAGAAUAAUGGUAGAUGACGGGAACGGCGUGUGUAUUAUCCAUCCUCGAGUCCUCACACAGAUGAGACUCAAAGAUAAAAUAAUACCGCGUUGCAUAACACUAACAGGUUUUAAUAAUGCGGUCGAGCGGACUUCUGGAGAAAUAUUACUACCCGUCCUAGCCGGAGGAUUUACCCUGGAAACGAUGUUUCACGUCAUGGACUAG
This is a messenger RNA of Nicotiana tabacum (common tobacco), 408 nucleotides long. NCBI's taxonomy places the organism in Eukaryota, Viridiplantae, Streptophyta, Magnoliopsida, Solanales, Solanaceae. The record is from RefSeq and is a predicted model, not a curated record.